Humulus lupulus (European hop) is the source of this 2074-nucleotide messenger RNA. Its product is annotated as T-complex protein 1 subunit delta. The record is from RefSeq and is a predicted model, not a curated record. Gene Ontology annotation, molecular function: ATP-dependent protein folding chaperone; ATP binding; ATP hydrolysis activity. Bases 261 to 1871 code for a protein of 536 amino acids. The transcript has a single exon. Gene Ontology annotation, cellular component: chaperonin-containing T-complex. NCBI's taxonomy places the organism in Eukaryota, Viridiplantae, Streptophyta, Magnoliopsida, Rosales, Cannabaceae. Gene Ontology annotation, biological process: protein folding.
AGUUACAAGAAUAUUUCCGUAAUAUUUUGAACUCUCUCGAACUCAACCCUCACUGGUCUCUCUCCCGCUUUCUCUUCAGUAAUCAGUACUCUCUCUAGGGCUCAGUUUCACCUCCAUCUCCAUCAACUCUCUUCUCUUUAGAUCCUUUCUCUCUCAUUAUUUACUAAAUCCAAACCUCUUCUAAUUUACUAUUUUACCCCUUUUUCACGCUUUCAUUAUCUCCUAAACCCUAGGGUUUCCGGUUCUGUAUCUCAUCGUCCAUGGCGGCGGCACCAGCACCGGUUUCCCAGCCUCGAUCCUCUUUCAAGACCGAGUCCUAUGUUGACAACAAGCGCAAGGAGGACAUCCGCCAAGCCAACAUCGUUGCCGCACGCACUGUUGCCAAUGCCGUUCGGACCAGUCUUGGACCCAAGGGCAUGGACAAGAUGAUCUCCACCGCCAAUGGCGAGGUUAUUAUCACUAACGACGGUGCCACCAUUCUCAACAAGAUGGAGGUCCUCCAGCCCGCCGCUAAGAUGCUUGUUGAGCUUUCGAAGUCCCAAGAUUCCGCCGCUGGAGACGGCACCACCACCGUCGUCGUCAUAGCUGGUGCGCUUCUGAAGCAGUGCCUCACUCUUUUGUCUAACGGUAUUCACCCUACCGUCAUCUCGGAUUCUCUUCACAAGGCCGCUAUUAAAGCCGUUGAUGUUCUUACCGCCAUGGCCGUCCCCGUCGAGCUCUCUGAUCGCGAUUCGCUGAUCAAGUCUGCUAGCACUUCGCUGAACAGCAAAGUUGUUAGCCAGUACUCCACUUUGCUCGCGCCUCUCGCUGUGGACUCUGUUCUCACGGUUGUGGAUCCUUCGAAGCCAGAAUUGGUCGAUUUGAGAGACAUCAAGAUUGUGAAGAAGCUUGGUGGAACAGUUGACGAUACUGAGCUCGUCAAAGGUUUAGUGUUCGAUAAGAAAGUGAGCCACGCAGCUGGAGGACCUACUCGAAUGGAGAACGCGAAGAUAGCGGUGAUCCAGUUCCAGAUUUCUCCCCCCAAAACCGAUAUUGAACAGAGUAUUGUUGUUUCGGAUUACACCCAGAUGGAUCGAAUUUUAAAGGAGGAGAGAAAUUACAUUCUGGGAAUGAUUAAGAAGAUCAAGGCCACUGGCUGCAAUGUUCUUUUGAUUCAGAAGAGUAUUCUGAGAGAUGCUGUUACUGAUUUGUCACUGCAUUAUCUGGCCAAGGCCAAGAUUUUGGUAAUUAAGGAUGUCGAGCGUGACGAGAUUGAGUUCAUUACCAAGACCCUGAACUGUUUGCCCAUUGCCAACAUCGAGCAUUUUCGAUCAGAGAAGCUCGGAUAUGCUGAUCUUGUUGAGGAGCUUUCGCUGGGAGAUGGGAAGAUUGUGAAGAUCACCGGUAUUAAGGAUAUGGGGAGGACUACGACUGUGCUUGUUCGUGGGUCAAACCUGUUGGUGCUUGAUGAGGCAGAGCGGAGUUUGCACGAUGCUCUAUGCGUGAUAAGGUGUUUGGUGAGCAAGAGGUUUUUGAUUGCUGGUGGUGGUGCGCCGGAGAUUGAGCUGUCACGCCAAUUGGGUGCAUGGGCUAAGGUUCUGCACGGCAUGGAGGGGUACUGUGUUCGGUCCUUUGCUGAGGCACUUGAGGUUAUUCCUUACACACUAGCUGAGAAUGCAGGAUUAAACCCAAUUGCGAUUGUGACCGAGUUGAGGAAUAGGCAUGCACAGGGGGAAAUCAAUGCUGGAAUCAAUGUGAGGAAGGGACAAAUCACGAAUAUCUUGGAAGAGAAUGUGGUGCAGCCACUACUUGUGAGCACAAGCGCGAUAACCCUGGCUACAGAGUGUGUCCGGAUGAUUUUGAAGAUUGAUGACAUCGUCACUGUUAGAUAGAGUUUGGAUUAAGCAUUGCCCUUUGAUGAAAAACUGUGGUAUCUUCUUGUGUGCCUUUUGUUUUAGGUAGUUUGUUUUUAUGUGUAGUUGGCUUUUGUUGACGAAUUUUGUUACAGUAUGUUUGCUUGAACCCUGAUUUUAAUCGUUGUUUCUAAGAGAUUUUGUCAUUUGUUUUCCAUUCAUACUAGAGUAUUAUUUUGUGA